GUCUGUAGUCAAACGACAGAGUCAGGAGGAGUACUACUAUACACAGUACUGCAGUACUACUAGACACAGUACUGCAGUACUACUACACAGUACUGCAGUAUUUCUACUUCAGCAGAUAUCUGAGUUCGGCAUCGAGGACCUUCAUCUCCUCCAGAACUUCAAGACGUCUUCUGAGUUUGGAUAUUUUCACACUCUGUGGUUCGUCUAGUUCUAUUUUCUGUCCACCAGAGCUCGGUUCCGUCGUGUCGGAUGGUUGAAGAUGCCUUCUGCGAGUCCAAACAGGGCCUGGCUCUGGUUCUGGUUCCAUGGAUAUUUGUGUUUGUGUACGUUUGUGUCUUGGACUUAAAGACUCGAGUGUAAAACAGGGACUUGGUUCUGGACGGAUUCUGCUGUAGAACCGGAGACACAAAGAUUGGAGGAACAUUCGGGUUCUGACUCAGCUGCAGUUCUACUGUGAUACUCCAAUCCAUCCUGGUCUGGUCUGGUCCGGUCUGGUCCGGUCUGAUCCGGUCUGAUCCAGUCUGUGGCGGUCUCUGCUUGGGCUGUUCUGGUCCAGCCUGGUCUGUCUGUUCUGUUCCGAACCGGUUGGUUCUGGUCCAGCCUGAGGACAGACGAGAUGUUCUGGAAGAACGCUGUGUGGUCCUGGGUGGAUGCUGCCGGUAACGAUGAUGAUGAUGAUAAUGAUAAUGAUGGUGGUUAUUUGCUUGCAGCCGACCUCAGGAGGACUCCGGACUCGACUCCAGAACCCGACCUGAACCAGAGCCGCACCCCCACAGAACCUAAAGAACCCACUAACCACAGCCUGACCGACACCAACUACAGCAGCUACGGUUCCACGCUGUUUACCAACAACAACCAGCGCCAUGGCAACCAGGACAACAAACUGACGGUGACCAUCGUCCGAGGAACAGACGGGUUUGGAUUCACCAUCUGCUGUGACUGCCCAGUCCGAGUCCAGGCUGUGGAUCCAGACGGUCCAGCUCAUCGGUCCGGACUCCAUGAGGGCGACUCUAUUCUGCAGCUCAACGGACUUCCAGUGGAAACAUGGAAGUGUGUGGACCUGGCGCACGCCAUCAGGAGCUGUCCGUCUCAGAUCGUCCUGGUGGUGUGGAGAGGUUUACCUGAGCUCAGGUCAUGUGACACGUUGCUCCGCCCACCAACACACAGCAUGAUGACAGGCAGGAAGUUGCUGUCUCACCCCUCCCACAGCAAACAUAGCCGACGUUGGGGUCAGGGGGCGGGGGUCCGGUCCAGUCUGGGGGCUCUAGGUUCUCUGUGGGGGGACCGGAAGGAGGACCAUGAGGAGUACGAGGAUCAGGAGGAACCGGAGUUCUCCCGUCACACCACCACACUGAAAGGAACCCGAGUGACAUCAAAUGGAGACAAUUACAUCAUCCUGUCACCUGUCAGUCCAGGAGGGCAGCUCCUGCAGCCGGUCUACCAGGACAGAAACGGAGCCCUCGGUCGUCUGUACCAGACCCAUCCCAGCAGAGGGCAGAACCUCCUCCAUGACCCUCCACCCUGGUCGUCACGGCGACCGUUCUUCUCCACCCUGACUCCGCCCACCUCAUCAUCAGCCCCGCCCAGUAACCACAGCAAUUACCAGAACUGCACCAUCAUCCAAUCACAUCUGCCCUGCUCUGGAACCUACGUCACCCUUGCGCCCAAAACCCUCAUCUUCCCUGUCUUUGUCCAGCCUCUGGAUCUCUGCAGUCCAGAAAGAACCCUGCUGAUGUCAGAGGAGAUGGUUCUACACCAGGUGGACCUGCUGCCUGCCAAGGUGACAGUGCUGAUCUAUUCUGACCUCCUGCUGCUGACCAGAGAGGAUGAAUCUGGACACUGUAACGUCCUACAGAGUCCGGUGUACCUGAACACACUGCAGCUCGGAGACGUGGUGUCAGAGCCUCUGAGGAUCUACCUGCUGCAGAACUCUCAGAACUGCUGCCGGGUUCUGUUCAGCCUGGAGGCCUUCAGCAUGGAGCAGAAGGUCCGAGUCAGUCUCUGUCUCCAUGACAACAUGCAGCUGGUCACCACGGAGACCGGACACGGCCACCAGUUCCCUGACCUCCAAUCAGACUUCGGCCUCCUAUCCCUUUACCCGCCCCCCUGUGACUCCACCCCGCUCCCCCCUUUCUCCCCCUCUUCCCCCAUCUGGAAGGAGCGGGAGGGGUGGAAGGAGGAAGAAGAGGGGAGGAAGAGGAGGCAGGAGGAGGAGGAGGAGAGGCAGCAGGGGGAGGGGGAGAGCGCCUCGGAGACGUCAGAGCAUGUGGGAGGGGUCUGGGGGUGUGGUGUGCUGCUCGGCCCCGCCCACUUCCACAUGAAGGAGGAGAAGACUGAUGAUGAUGAUGAUGAGGAGGAGGAAGAGGAGGAGGAGGAGCUCCACUGCAGAACCGCAGUUCUGCGGCGUUCGUUCUCUGAAGGUUCCCUGCUGCAGGAACCUUGGACGCCCCGGUUCCUGUCCGACAGCACCAUCCACCGCCUCACCCGCCCUGUGAUCUUCGACCUGGACUUAGGCUCCGCCCCUCAGCGGCCCUCCCCCCGGACCCCGAGGAAGCAGCUGACCAGAGAGGGCGGGUCUCUGCACCACAUGAUGCUGCUGCUCAACGGACCCAAGGCUGCAGACUCCAGGAACCAUCAGAUGAGGAAGAAGACCAGAAUCCUCGCCACUGAUGUUCGGAGCCGCCUGGCAUUUCUACGGAGACGGAAAAACGGUACGGGUUACCACGGUAACAGUUUGGAGAAAGCUCUCAGAAACACCAGGCCAUCUGGAGGGGAGGUGCUCAGCUGGGCAGACAGUCUGGAGGCUCUGCUGACCAAUCAGUGUAAGAAGCUUUCUGUUCUACCAGUGAUCAGUGAGGGGCAGAGCCUCAGUAGUGACGUGUCCUUGCUCUCUGUCUCUGGUUGGUCAGAUGGUCAGGCGGUGUUCCGUCACUUCCUGAGGUUGGAGUUCAGCGAGGAGAAUCUGGACUUCUGGUUGGCUGUGGAGAAGUUCAAGAAGACACGCCCCCUGAGCAAGAUGGCCGCCAGAGCAGCAAAGAUCUACGAAGAGUUUAUUUCAACCAACGCCACGAGACAGGUCAACAUGGACUCGUCCGUCAUAGAGUCGACCAAUCAGAGCCUGCGUCUGGGCGUUAGCUCUGCCUCCUUCCAGCUGGCCCAGGAUCAGAUCUUCGGCCUGAUGGAGACAGACAGCUACCCACGAUUCCUGAACUCCCCCCUCUACGCCCAACUGGCCAAUCACAACACUCACUAACAGCCAGCUAGAGUGGAGACGUCAGCCAAUCCUGAAGGAGACCCUGCUGAGGUUCCUCACCUGGAGAACCAGGAACACGUUCUAGAAUAAAACAUCACACUGGUCAACCUCCUGCUGCUUCUGGAGUUUCAUUAACAGCAGCUGGACAUCAGGUGAGACGACAGGUAGGAAGACAGGUGAGACGACAGGUAAAUAGACAGGCAGGAAGACAGGUGAGACGACAGGUAGGAAGACAGGUGAGACAACAUGUAAGAAGACAGGCAGGAAGACAGGUGAGAAGACAGGUAGGAAGACAGGUGAGACGACAGGAAGACAGGUAGGAAGCAUUAGACAGGUGAGACCGGCUUGUCUUUGACAUACUUUGCAUUCUCAUACUUUGUCUUUUCCUUUUGAGUUAGUAUUACAGCUGUCCCCAGAGUACUGUCCUCAGAGUACUGUCCCCAGAGUACUACCCUCAGAGUGCUGUUCCCAGAGUACUGUCCUCAAAGAAUACUGUCCCCAGUGUACUGUCCUCAGAGUACUGUCCUCAAAGAAUACUGUCCCCAGAGUACUGUCCUCAAAGAAUACUGUCCCCAGAGUACUGUUCCCAGAGUACUGUCCUCAAAGAAUACUCUCCUCAAAGAGCACUGUCCUCAGAGUACUGUCCUCAGAGUACUGUCCCCAGAGCACUGUCCUCAAAGAAUACUGUUCCCAGAGUACUGAUCCCAGAGUACUGUCCUCAGAGAACUGUCCCCAGAGCACUUUCCUCAAAGAGCACUGUCCUCAGAGUACUGUCCUCAGAGAACUGUCCCCAGAGUACUGUCCCCAGAGCACUGUCCUCAAAUAAUACUGUCCUCAGAGUACUGUCCUCAGACCACUGUCCUCAAAUAAUACUGUCUUCAGAGUACUGUCCCAAGAGCACUGUCCUCAGGAAGAACUGUCCCCAGAGUACUGUCCUCAGAGUGCUGUCCCCAGAGUACUGUCCUCAGGAAGAACUGUCCCCAGAGUACUGUCCCCAGAGUACUGUUCCCAGAGUACUGUUCCCAGAGUACUGUUCUCAGAGUACUGUCCUAAGAGAGUACUGUCCCCAGAGUACUGUCCUCAGAGAAUACUGCCUUCAGAGUACUGUCUCCAGAGUACUGUCCUAAGAGAGUACUGUCCCCAGAGUACUGUCCUAAGAGAGUACUGUCCUCAAAGAAUACUGUCCCCAGAAUACUGUCCCCAGAGUACUGUCCUCAGAGAAUACUGCCUUCAGAGUACUGUCUCCAGAGUACUGUCCUAAGAGAGUACUGUCCCCAGAGUACUGUCCUAAGAGAGUACUGUCCUCAAAGAAUACUGUCCCCAGAAUACUGUCCUCAGAGUACUGUCCUCAAAGACUACUGUCCCCAGAGUACUGUUCCCAGAGUACUGUCCUCAAAGAAUACUCUCCUCAAAGAGCACUGUCCUCAGAGUACUGUCCUCAGAGUACUGUCCCCAGAGCACUGUCCUCAAAGAAUACUGUUCCCAGAGUACUGAUCCCAGAGUACUGUCCUCAGAGAACUGUCCCCAGAGCACUUUCCUCAAAGAGCACUGUCCUCAGAGUACUGUCCUCAGAGAACUGUCCCCAGAGUACUGUCCCCAGAGCACUGUCCUCAAAUAAUACUGUCCUCAGAGCACUGUCCUCAGAGAACUGUCCCCAGAGUACUGUCCCCAGAGUACUGUCCCCAGAGCACUGUCCUCAAAGAAUACUGUUCCCAGAGUACUGUCCUCAGAGUACUGUCCUCAGAGAACUGUCCCCAGAGUACUGUCCCCAGAGCACUGUCCUCAAAUAAUACUGUCCUCAGAGUACUGUCCUCAGAGAACUGUCCCCAGAGCCCUUUCCUCAAAGAAUACUGUCCUCAGAGUACUGUCCUCAGAGAACUGUCCCCAGAGUACUGUCCCCAGAGCACUGUCCUCAAAGAAUACUGUCACCGGAGUACUGUCCCCAGAGCACUGUCCUCAAAGAAUACUGUCACCAGAGUACUGUCCCCGGAGCACUGUCCUCAGGAAGAACUGUUCCCAGAGUACUGAUCCCAGAGUACUGUCCUCAGAGAACUGUCCCCAGAGCACUGUCCCCAGAGCACUUUCCUCAAAGAAUACGUAGUACUGCAGUGAGUUAGUGUGUUUAUAGUAGUACUGCAGUGAGUUAGUGUGUUUAUAGUAGUACUGCAGUGAGUUAGUGUGUUUAUAGUAGUACUGCAGUGAGUUAGUGUGUUUAUAGUAGUACUGCAGUGAGUUAGUGUGUUUAUAGUAGUACUGCAGUGAGUUAGUGUGUUUAUAGUAGUACUGCAGUGAGUUAGUGUGUUUAUAGUAGUACUGCAGUGAGUUAGUGUGUUUAUAGUAGUACUGCAGUGAGUUAGUGUGUUUAUAGUAGUACUGCAGUGAGUUAGUGUAUUUAGUUACCUGUAGCUGCUGCAGCUCCGUCUUCAGUCUGGAAACACUGUUUUCUGCUUUUACUGCUCGUCUCUGAUUCACACACAAAACAACAGUCUGAUCAAACAGAGACGCUUCAGGGUUUAAAUGUGGAUCAGGUGUGUUCAGGUGCAUCAGGUGUGUUCAGGUGCAUCAGGUGUGUUCAGGAGCAUCAGGUGUGUUCAGAUGCAUCAGGUGUGUUCAGGUGCAUCAGGUGUGUUCAGGAGCAUCAGGUGUGUUCAGGUGCUUCAGGUGUGUUCAGGAGCAUCAGGUGUGUUCAGGUGCAUCAGGUGUGUUCAGGAGCAUCAGGUGUGUUCAGGUGCAUCAGGUGUGUUCAGGAGCAUCAGGUGUGUUCAGGUGCAUCAGGUGUACUGCUGCUGCUAACCGUCAUCAGGUCCAG
This is a messenger RNA of Amphiprion ocellaris (clown anemonefish), 6062 nucleotides long. RefSeq names its product regulator of G-protein signaling 3-like. Gene Ontology annotation, molecular function: protein binding. Bases 617 to 3253 code for a protein of 878 amino acids. Gene Ontology annotation, biological process: signal transduction. The transcript has 17 exons. Lineage: Eukaryota; Metazoa; Chordata; Actinopteri; Pomacentridae. Gene Ontology annotation, cellular component: plasma membrane; nucleus. The record is from RefSeq and is a predicted model, not a curated record.